AUGUACAGAAAGGUCUCCGAGCGGUACCGGUGCGCCGAGACAGGCGCCCUGCCCCCCCACAUCUUUGCUGUGGCCAGCCGGGCCUACCAUGGCAUCCUGGGUCACGGGAAGUGCAGCCCCCAGAACCAGUGCAUCGCCAUCAGUGGAGAGAGCGGUGCAGGGAAAACGGAGAGUACGCAGCUGUUGUUGAAGCACAUAAUAUACCUAUGUAAAGGCAACUUGCAUUUGGAACAGCAGAUCCUUCAGGUAAAUCCGUUGCUUGAGGCUUUUGGCAAUGCCCAGACUGUGAUGAAUGACAACAGUAGCCGCUUUGGAAAAUACAUACAGCUGCAUUUCCAGAAGAAUACAGUACAAGGCGCAAAGCUGAGCGUGUACCUGUUAGAGAAGUCACGGGUAGUGCAACAAGAUGCCGGGGAGAGGAAUUUCCAUAUCUUCUUCUAUAUGUUUGCUGGACUCUCAUCAGAGGAAAAGGAGAUGUAUGGGCUAUUGGAUCCUUCACUCUACAGGUACAUAAGUGGACAGUUUGGUACACAGGAUGUAGCUCAGCGUUGGGAACGCAAAUACCAAGAGGUGUGCAAUGCCCUUGACAUGGUGGGCUUCCAAGAACAGGAGCAAGUGGACAUGCAGACUAUCUUGGCUGGUGUGUUGUCUCUGGGCAAUGUGACCUUUGAACCUGAGGGCAAUGGGUCUGUAAAAGUGAGCAAAGCUUCCCAUGGAUGGCUGAAGGUUGCAGCGGUUCAGUUUGGCAUCCAAGAAGAUGAACUGUUAAAAUGCCUUAUUUGUACAACGUCAGUGACCCGAGGCGAGCAGAUUCAGCGUUUUCACACCCAGCAGCAGGCAGAAGGUGCUAGGGACUCCAUUGCAAAGGAGGCCUAUGGCCGAGUAUUUGGCUGGAUUGUUUCCAAGAUCAAUGAGCUGCUGGCUGAGAAGGUGGAUUCUGAGGAGGAACUGGGGGAGAUAGGUAUCUUGGAUAUUUUUGGGUUUGAAAACUUUGCAGUGAAUCGUUUCGAACAGCUUUGCAUAAACUUGGCCAAUGAGCAGCUGCAGUACUACUUCAACCAACACAUUUUCCAGCUGGAACAGGCUGCCUAUAAGGAAGAAGAGAUACCUUGGGAGGCUAUCACGUUCAACAACAAUGAACCUGUUCUGAAUCUGUUCCUGGCCAAGCCACAUGGGCUCCUGUCUCUUCUGGAUGAGCAGAGUCCAUUCCCUCAGGCAACUGACAAGAUGUUUGUGGAUAACCUAAACAGCAGCUUCAAGGGGAAUUUACACUUCCAGCCAGGUCGAGGCGAUGUUUUGGGCUUCAGCAUCCUUCACUACGCAGGGAAAGUACAAUAUACUGCUGAGGGCUUUCUAGAGAAGAACAGAGAUGACCUUCCAGCCAGUAUCCAUGGGCUCUUCAUGAAUAGCAUCAACCCCUUGCUCAGUGUACUGUUUACAGCCACUCUCUCCAGGACGGGGACAUUGAUGCCUCAUAAGAAAGCCAAGGUCAUACCAGGAGCAGACAAGAAGUUCAACAGCACACAAAAACAAACUGCUGGAGCUCAGUUCCGGCGUUCCCUGAUGAUGCUCAUGGAGAAGAUGUAUUUUGCCAACUCUCACUUUGUGCACUGUAUAAAACCCAACAGUCAGAAGAAGCCAGGUGUGGUGGAGAGCCAGGUGGUGCUGCAGCAGCUCCAGUACAACGGACUGCUGGAGACAAUCCGUAUCCGGAGAGAUGGUUUCUCCUGGAGACCCUCAUUUGAGGAAUUUGUUAAAAGAUAUGGAAUUAUUCUACUUAAACAAGAUGUUCCCUUCACAAAAGAAAGCUGCUUGGAGAUACUGCAAAGUACAGAGCUGACAGGCUGGUUAUGUGGGAAGUCACGACUUUUCUUUAAGUAUUGGCACCAGGAGCAGCUGGCGAAGUAUGUGGAGAAACUGGAAGGAGCAGCAGUUGUCAUACAGGCAGUUUUCAGGGGAUUCAGAUGCAGGAAGAGUUACCUAAAACUGGUGGCUGAGCCAAGAGCUCAGGCACAGCGGCUACAGGAGGAGGCAAAGAGAGAAAGAAUCCAGCAGAUGGUGAUGAAAGUAGAUGCCCGCAAAAGAAUCCCACUUCCAGUCCCCAUACCUCGAAAGAGACAUCCUGAGCCUUGUUCUCUUGAUAAGCCGCCACAGCCACGCAGCACACUAACAGAGUCCACUCCUUUUGAUAACUAUUUGGACCCGUCUGCACCUUUCCCUGUUCUGGGGACAGAGGAACAGACUGAUGCAAAACCAAAAAUGAGGCAACUCCACAGAGGAGCAGCUUUCCACAUGUUCAAAGACACACAAGCCCAGAAGGUCAUGAAGGAUGAUGGAGCCUUCUCAAGCUGGAUGCAUGGGAUGAUCAGCCGGAGGGAAGCUGAAAACUUGCUGAGUGACAAGCCUUUGGGUUGCUUCCUUGUUCGGAUCAGCAAGAACCGACCAGGCUACACACUGACAUACAGGGGUCAGCAUGGCUGCAGACACUACAUGAUCCAGGUGCAGCGUAAUGUGCGCUACGUCAUCCUGGGGGAAGACCGGGCUCACGCCUCCCUCGCUGAACUGAUUCAGUAUCACCAGAUGGUGGGCAUCCAGCCCUUCAUGGAGACACUGACUGUUCCCUGUGGGCAGGAAAGUAGCGAAAGUCUGGACUAUGAAGAUAUGGAGUGCCUCACGCAGGGCCCGCCAGCUGCCGAGGGGGAGACCCCUCCAGAGGUCCAGCCCUGCACCUCCAAACCUUCCACCAGUAGAUCUGCUCUGUGGUCAGGAGCAGCCACAGUUCUUGGACGCAGGUGGCUCAAGAAGAGCAAGAGUUCUCAAACUCAAGAGAGCCUGGACAAAAGUAGGAAAAAGCCAAGCUCAGGCAAGGAGAGAGGCAGGCAGCGAGCCUUACCUCGCCUCUGCUCUUCCAUACGCCUGGCAAUGCAGGAAAUCCGGCAGUUCUCAUUCACUCCCUUGAAGUCUUCUGUACAGAGCUGUGAAACUCGCAGCAAUGAGGAUGCAGAGCCCAAGUGACAAGGUAAGAGGAGGCAGCCAGGUCAUCUUCCAGUGCUGCUGGGCCUUGCCUAACUGGGUGAACAUACCCAGACAUACAGCAGACGACUUUUUUUUUUGUUCUUGUUGCACCUGGUUGGCCUUGUGCCUUUAGCCACAACUGCUGCAGAAAUUAACUUUCAUCAGCACUCAGUAGCUGAGGCUACUCUAUCUGUGGUACCUGGACCUGCCUGAGGGGAGAGGAUGGGAAUGGUAACACUCUGCACAGACCCACAGUGCCUGAUAGUCUGUGUGUCAGUACUUCAGUGUGCCUGGAGACCCCUCACCUCACACUGUUAAUAGUCACAAACUGGAUAUUUCUCAGCAGCGUGUUCUCUCAGGUACCUGUACUGAUUUCCUACCUCUUUCUCGUCAAGUCCUCUGUUUUGAUCCUGUUCAUCUGCUGCUCUGGGUGCGAAGGGACGCUGGACUUUGCCAGUAAGGAAUU
Molecule: messenger RNA, 3481 nt
Organism: Athene cunicularia (burrowing owl)
Lineage: Eukaryota; Metazoa; Chordata; Aves; Strigiformes; Strigidae
Product: myosin-IIIb-like
Exons: 29
Coding region: 1-3015 (1004 amino acids)
Cellular component (GO): myosin complex
Molecular function (GO): protein binding; ATP binding; cytoskeletal motor activity
Source: RefSeq, a predicted model, not a curated record